GCGGCUCAGGCGAACGAGAGGCUCAAUUUGGCCAACGAGGCAGCUAGGUCGGUCGCCGCGGAUCUCAACAGACCGCUGGUACCUCUGGUCACCAACGGGAUAGUGGCUCCGGCAGUGAUCCAGGCAGCAACGGUAGGCCCCGAUGGAAGAGGGCAGGACACACCGGAAGUGGCGGCGGCGAAGGCGGCUCACGCGGCAGCCCAAUUCAACGAGAGGAUCAACCUGGCGAACGAGGCGGCCAGAUCAUCGGGGACGAUAGUGACGGCUGCCCCGGCAGUCGCGGUACCCCUUGUGGCCAGCAACGCCGUUGUGGUGCCCGCUGCGCCCAUCGGCCCUGACGGCAGGGUGCAAGACACCCAGGAAGUGGCUGUGGCGAAGGCAGCCCACGCGAACGCUCAUCUGAACGAGAAACUGAACCUGGCCAACGAGGCAGCCAAGUCUGCCGACGUCCUUGCUGUUGCUGGCCCCGCGCUCGCCUAUGGACGCCUCGUCUAUUGAUUAACUGAUAUCGUUUCUGACACGUUCACCGCUUGCGUCUUUCUAUUCGAGUCGGCACGUACUUUUACUCACACGGAGAAAAUCAUGAAAUUUUGUCGAGAAAAGGCAGGAAAAGCUUUCAUAAUAAUCCAUAUUAAGUAGUGAUUCAUAUAUAUAUAUAUAUAUAUAUGUGUGUAAAGUUUUUGCGACGUAGAAAUAGCUUUUGUAUGAAAAUUAUUCGUGUUAGCGUGUUAGAAUAUAUGUAGGUACCGAGGAUUUGAUCAUCGCAGUGAACGUGUUAAUUAAAAAUAAACGAAGGAUCAUUCGUGAUUAAUUAGUCGAUACUUAUUAGUUGCUCGUAGCGAGGGGAACAUGGGCUAUGGAUGGGGAACGAUUUACGGUGUUCUCUCGAAGAAGGUAUAUCUUUUUUUUUUUCUUCCAAUGAUUCGAUUGGCCAGCUUCUGUUUUAUCGUUUAAUUAUUUAGAUUCGAGAGAAAAAAGAAACAAAAAUGGGCUAUGAAAAAUCAAGCAAAUUAAUCGUUUUGAUCGUUGCUUUCUAUUCUUUUUGUGAUCCUUUUAAUUUUGAUAUUUUUUCGAAGGGAUGAUAAAGUUGUUGAAACUGCCAUGUAGAAGCGAACGAUGAUUGUAGACUGGUUUAAAUAAAGUGAAUUUUGAAGAAA
This is a messenger RNA of Apis dorsata (giant honeybee), 1157 nucleotides long. RefSeq names its product cuticle protein 18.7-like. NCBI's taxonomy places the organism in Eukaryota, Metazoa, Arthropoda, Insecta, Hymenoptera, Apidae. The record is from RefSeq and is a predicted model, not a curated record. The annotation marks the transcript as partial. The transcript is spliced from 2 exons.